Terrapene triunguis (Three-toed box turtle) is the source of this 2744-nucleotide messenger RNA. It is a transcript of the gene EXOSC4, whose product is annotated as exosome component 4. The transcript has 3 exons. The record is from RefSeq and is a predicted model, not a curated record. Gene Ontology annotation, biological process: nuclear mRNA surveillance; rRNA catabolic process; U4 snRNA 3'-end processing. Gene Ontology annotation, cellular component: cytoplasmic exosome (RNase complex); nuclear exosome (RNase complex); nucleolus. NCBI's taxonomy places the organism in Eukaryota, Metazoa, Chordata, Testudines, Emydidae. The coding region runs from base 35 to 772 and encodes 245 amino acids.
GUGGCCCUGGCGCGGUGCAUGCCGGGGCCGCGCCAUGGCGGGCUUGGAGCUGCUCUCGGACGAGGGUUACCGCGUGGACGGGCGCCGGGCCGGGGAGCUGCGCAAGGUGCGCGCGCGCAUGGGGGUCUUCGCCCAGGCCGACGGCUCCGCCUACAUCGAGCAGGGCAACACCAAGGCGCUGGCCGUGGUGUACGGGCCGCACGAGAUGCGCGGCUCCCGCAGUAAGGCCCUGCACGACCGGGCGCUGGUGAACUGUCAGUACAGCAUGGCCACCUUCAGCACAGGGGAGCGCAAGCGCCGGCCCCAUGGCGACCGCAAGUCCAGUGAGAUGACGCUGCACCUCAAGCAGACCUUCGAGGCAGCAAUCCUCACCCAGCUCUACCCCCGUUCCCAGAUUGACAUCUACGUGCAGAUCCUGCAGGCGGACGGUGGGAAUUACUGUGCCUGCGUGAAUGCAGCCACGCUGGCCACCAUUGACGCGGGCAUCCCCAUGCGAGACUAUGUGUGCGCCAGCUCUGCCGGCUUCAUCGAGGACACGCCGCUGGCCGACCUCAACUACGUGGAGGAGGCAGCCGGGGGCCCCCAGGUGGCCCUCGCCCUGCUGCCCAAGUCGGACCAGAUCGCCCUGCUGGAGAUGAACUCGCGGCUGCACGAGGACCACCUGGAGCAGGUCAUUGAGGCUGCCAGCAAGGCCUGCAAGGACGUCUACGCCGUGCUGGACCAGGUGGUGCGUGACCACGUGCACGAGGUCACCACGCUGCUGGGGGAGUGAGCGCACAAGCGUGUGUGCCUGGGACCAGCGCUGCGUGGGGUCAGGGAGCACUGCCCUGGCCUCAGCAAGGGAUCGGUUCAGCAGCCAGGGCCCAUGCCAGCAAAGUGCCCUUUCGUCCAGCAGCCUGGUUCUGUAACACCCCAACGUCAACAUCUGUGUUGGGCCCAGGCUGAGCUCCUCUGCUUGGUGGUAACAUCGCGUCGGUACAUUUCAACGUCUGUAAAACCUGCUGUCUCUCACUGGGUGACGGACCCUGACUCUGCUACUCGUGUCUGUAGCCCUGGUCGCCUACACCCGGGCUUUGGGCCCCCUCUCAAUCUCCUAGGGGCCGCGGGAGGCUGGGGCGUGCCUCCCAGUGGGCAGCUGUUCCGUGGCUCGGGGCAGGAGCUGCUCACUCCCCAGAUAUCAGUGGCCGCUUUUUAUAAAAACCGCUCAAAAUAAAGUGUUGUUUUGGUGCAAAUUGUAUUUUGUACUUGGAAGGGCAGCCGGCCCCCCUGGCUGAGUGCAGGGCAAAGAGGAAACCGUGCUGGUGGGGAUACAUCAGCAUUGAAGUCUUGCCGUUCCCAGGUGCUGGAGGAAGGACCGGCGCGCUGCGAUACCAGUCUCCAUUGUGCCAGGGUUCCUGCCUAUGACAGUUCCCAGGAGUAACCCUGUGUGAGCUGGAGUCUGGUGUGAACCUCCCAGCCUAGGCACCCCCUCUGCUCGCUGCAGGCUGCUCCUGGCAUUGGUAUGGUGGCUCUGCCGUCCCUAGGCAGGGUCCUCAGACCCCACGGGCAGUUGUGAGCCCAGUGCCAGGGACCCCCGCCUGCUGGCACCAUGGCUGCCUGGCCUGCCAGGCUGCGUGCCGGUGAAGCUGCCAGUGCGGCAGGGUUUAGAAGAGAUGCUUCUGGCACAAGGGCAGCGGUCGGGUCUGGUCUGGGAAAGCUGAUGAGUACCCCUUGCCCUGACCUUUCCCCGCGCCCAUCUGCCCAGAGGAGCUCAAAUGCUUUAUAGCCUGAUACCUUCUGAGCCUCAGCCCCCUCCUCCCCAUUGCACCUGCACCCACCUGGGGCACAGUCACUACACGGGCUGGGUUCUGAGCCCCGGGCAGAGCAAGGGGGGAAGGCCCCAUGGCUCAAGAGCCAGGAGCUUCCUCCUUUAACUCUGGUUCCCAAACAUUACGGUUCAAUGAGCACCGUGUUUGUUCUGUGGAAUUUCCCUUGUUACAGAAACUCCCUGCAGCCUGGGAGUGCUCUGGGGUACUGCACAAGCCGUGCUCCUUCAUCUUCUGGGCAUCUCGUGUUGGAGGAGCUAGCGCUCGGCCUGUCGUACGGCCCACCUGUGUAAACACCACUCAGCUCCUUGGCACGAGACUAGAGCAAGGGCUCCCCAGAAAGGCAACUGGCACAAGGAGAGGGUUGCGCCUGCGCCCUCCAUGCUGACCCUUAAAGGCACAGUCUGCCUUUGUGCUGCUGGCUGCAGGAUGAGCAGGGCAUGCUGCGAGGGUCUAGUUUGUAUUUAAAGGGGGGAGGGGGGCAUUAGUUUCUGCUUGAACAUUACGUUGUAAACUCAGGUCUGAUGGGAGCAGGAAGCCUGUGGCGGCUGGAGAAGCGGUCGUGCUGCAAGGGGGAAUAUGGCAGCAUGUGAAGAAGGGAUUUAGUAAGCGGGAUUGGCCCAAGGCCCUUCUAGCCCAGUGGCAGCACUGGCUGCGGCAGAGGCGGGGUAAGGAAUGGUUUAAAAUAGUAUUUUUGUUAACAUGCAUUUAUCAGCAGCAGACGGCAUCCAGCCAUACCCUCUUCAGGACCUGGCAGCCAGCGAACCAGCUGCAGGGAGGCGCUGUCCCCCCUGGCAUGGGACACGAUGAUUUGACAGCAGUGCCUGGGGAACGCCUGACCGGGAGAAGAGCUAUGUAGGGCUCGAAAGCUUCUCUUCCACCAACAGCAGCUGGUCCGAUACAAGAGAUAUUGCCUCCCCGCCUUCUCUCGUGGUGAGA